CGAGUAGAAAAGAAAGAAUUAGCGGAUGGAACUAUUACCGAUUUUAUAACUUACUAUCGGCAAUAUCAUAAAGGAUUAGAAAGAGGCGACCGAGUUUUAAUAUUUAGUUUUUCCCAGUUUGAUGAAUGA
Molecule: messenger RNA, 129 nt
Organism: Racocetra persica
Lineage: Eukaryota; Fungi; Glomeromycota; Glomeromycetes; Diversisporales; Gigasporaceae
Source: the annotation of a GenBank genome assembly